This is a messenger RNA of Ceratotherium simum simum (southern white rhinoceros), 828 nucleotides long. It is a transcript of the gene ARFRP1, whose product is annotated as ARF related protein 1. The record is from RefSeq and is a predicted model, not a curated record. Gene Ontology annotation, molecular function: GTPase activity; GTP binding. Gene Ontology annotation, biological process: protein localization to Golgi apparatus; intracellular protein transport; Golgi to plasma membrane protein transport. Gene Ontology annotation, cellular component: Golgi apparatus. Lineage: Eukaryota; Metazoa; Chordata; Mammalia; Perissodactyla; Rhinocerotidae.
GCGCCGCGCGGGGUCGGCGGUCCGCGGGCUCAGGCGCGGUGGCCGGCGGGCGUAGGGCAGGAUGUACACGCUGCUGUCGGGCCUGUACAAGUACAUGUUUCAGAAGGACGAGUACUGCAUCCUGAUCUUGGGUCUGGACAAUGCCGGGAAGACGACCUUUCUGGAGCAGUCAAAAACCCGGUUCAACAAGAACUACAAGGGGAUGAGUCUAUCCAAAAUCACCACCACCGUGGGUUUAAACAUUGGCACUGUGGAUGUGGGAAAGGCUCGCCUCCUGUUCUGGGACUUAGGGGGGCAGGAAGAGCUGCAGUCUCUGUGGGACAAGUACUAUGCAGAGUGCCAUGGCGUCAUCUAUGUCAUUGACUCCACCGACGAGGAGAGGCUCUCGGAGUCCAAGCGAGCAUUUGAGAAGAUGGUCACAAGUGAGGCGCUGGACGGUGUCCCCAUCCUGGUGUUGGCCAACAAGCAGGAUGUCGAGGCUUGCCUCUGCAUCCCUGACAUCAAGACUGCCUUCAGCGACUGCACCUCCAAGAUCGGCAGGCGUGACUGCCUGACCCAGGCCUGCUCGGCCCUCACGGGCAAAGGGGUGCGCGAAGGCAUUGAGUGGAUGGUGAAGUGCGUCGUGCGGAACGUUCACCGGCCGCCGCGGCAGAGGGACAUCACGUAGGCGCACUGGCGCCCGCUGGCGCACAGCUCAUCCCCAGGUGCCAGAGGAGCACUCCUGCUGGCAUGGGGCCGCCGAUCCUGGGGGUUGGGUUUGCUUUGCCUUUUGGUUUUUCCAUUUGCUUGUUUUUUCUGUAAGACAAACUUUUCUCUGUGUCUGGAAAA